AUGGCGGAAGGAAGCAGCUCCACGGCGGCGGCCCGGGCUCCGCCCGCGCCGUGCUGCGGGCUCGCGCGGCUGGUGCGGCGCCUGCGGCGGCAGGGCAGGCGGGCGCUGUGCGCGGCCUCGCACUCGCAUCAGCCGCGCCGCCACCGCGCGUCGUCGUGCCGCCAGUACGACCCGCUCAGCUACGCGCGCAAUUUCGACCUCGGCCGCGACGCCGACGACGCCGACGCCGCGCGCAUCUACUACGCCUGCUCCUUCUCCUCGCGCUUCGCGCUGGUCCCGGCCACCGCCUCCUCCUCCUCGUCCGCCGUCGGCGCCGCCGUUGCUCCGGCCGGCCUGCCGGUCGCCGCCACCAGCUAG
Messenger RNA from Miscanthus lutarioriparius, 357 nucleotides. The record is from the annotation of a GenBank genome assembly. NCBI's taxonomy places the organism in Eukaryota, Viridiplantae, Streptophyta, Magnoliopsida, Poales, Poaceae.